This is a messenger RNA of Funneliformis geosporum, 1011 nucleotides long. NCBI's taxonomy places the organism in Eukaryota, Fungi, Glomeromycota, Glomeromycetes, Glomerales, Glomeraceae. The record is from the annotation of a GenBank genome assembly.
AUGAAACCAGAAGAAGGAUCAGAGUCAUCUGAACAGGAAAAUACUAGACAAGAUUCAGAAGAGGAGGAGGAUCUAGUUACUCAAUACAAACAAGGAUCUGAUGAAUCUGAUUCGGUUUCCUCUGAGGAAGAAGGCGAAGACGGUGAAGAAGUUGCAUUAGACAAUUUAUCUGACCAAGAAAUUGACGAAGAUAUCAUACCUCAGCAACAUGUAACAAUAAAUAAUAAGUCAGCAUUAAAAAAAAUCCAACAAGAAAUUAAACUUGAUGUACCAUGGAUUGAGAGUCAAGUGAUAACUUCUUUAGAACCGAUAGUCAUCAAAGACAUCAAUAACGAUGUAGAGCGUGAAUUAGCUUUAACCCAAGAUAUAACUGAAAAAGUUUCUUAUUCCAGUUAUAAGCAAGCACUUGAAGCUGCUACAAAAGGACGCAAAAAAGUCAUAGAAUCAGGAGUAAUGUUUUCUAGACCGGAUGAUUAUUUUGCUGAAAUGGUAAAAUCCGAUGAACAUAUGACAAAAGUACGUCAAAGAUUAAUUAAUGAAGAACAAAUGAUCAAAGUAAGCGAAGAUGCUAAACGUCAACGUGAAUUAAAAAAAUUUAGUAAAAUAGUUCAAAUUGAACGUUUACAAGAGCGUCAAAAACAAAAAAGGGAAGAUUUAGAAAAAAUUAAAGCUAUGAAAAAAAAAAGGAAAGGUGUUGAAGAUACUGCUGUGGAUGAUGAUUUUGAAAUUGCUCUUGAAGAAGCUGCUGCUGAAGAUAAUAGACCUCCUAAUAAAAAGCAAAAGACUAGCAAAAAAUCUAAACGCACCUAUAAGAAGGAUAGUAAAUUUGGAUUUGGAGGAAAGAAGCGUCAUGCUAAAACAAACACAGCCGAAUCCUCUGGUGAUCUAACAGUGUUUGGUGGAGGGGGAAAAUCUAUAAAAAAAGCAACAUCAUUUAAACCAAAGAAGAACGUUACGAAGACGCGUCCUGGAAAAGCUAGACGUCAGGCUUCAAGAAAUAAAAAGCGAUAG